Molecule: messenger RNA, 934 nt
Organism: Homalodisca vitripennis (glassy-winged sharpshooter)
Lineage: Eukaryota; Metazoa; Arthropoda; Insecta; Hemiptera; Cicadellidae
Product: V-type proton ATPase subunit E-like
Exons: 4
Coding region: 146-865 (239 amino acids)
Biological process (GO): proton transmembrane transport
Cellular component (GO): proton-transporting two-sector ATPase complex, catalytic domain
Molecular function (GO): proton-transporting ATPase activity, rotational mechanism
Source: RefSeq, a predicted model, not a curated record
UGUCUACUCUGUUUGUCAUGUGGUAUUUUUGUAAACAUACUUACUUAAAGCUAAUACUUAUUGAUGUUUAUGUUAUGUAAUUUUCACGUUUUAACUUAGAAUUUUGAAAAAGAAUACCUUUGGUAUCUUUGUUGGAGUGUGUGAAAUGAACAGAUAUAAACCAUCCCUGUCCAGGAACGAUAUAGAGUCCCAAAUACACCGGAUGGUGGCGUUCAUCGAUCACGAGGCUAGAGAACGGGCCGAGGAGAUCGACUCCAAGACAGAGGGUGAGUUCUGUUACGAGAAGGGCAGACUGCUGCACAAGGCGCGUCAGGACAUGCAGAGGAUUUACGAGAAGAAGGAAAUAACCGUUUACAAACAAGACCAGACGACGGAAGCGACUCUCCAGAACCGGGCGAGGCUGCGAGAGCUGGCCUGCAGAGAGGCGCAUAUCUCGCGGAUCGAGGCAGAGGUCCAGGACCGACUGCUGAAGAAGAAUGAGGACCCCGAGUUGUACAGGAAUAUUCUGCUCGAAAUGUUGAUCCAAGGACUAUUCAGGAUGCUCGAGCGGGUGGUACUGGUACGAGUAAGAGAACAAGAUCUGACAAUAAUAGAGGAACUAUUGGAGCCAGCCAAAGAUCGGUACAAGGAGAAGGUCGGACGCCGAGUCAAGAUAGUGGUGGACAGUUCACGAUACCUGGCUCCCUCGUGCCUAGGGGGUGUAGAACUAGCCACCCCCAACCGCAAGGUGCGAGUGAUCAACACCUUCUUGAGCCGCCUGCAGCUGAUCGUCAAACAGCUCGUACCCGCCAUCAGGAGGCACUUGUUUGAACAGGGACCACUGUCACGUCACGAAUCUGUAUAUUCUUUUUUUGAGAAAGCAUAACACUGUUUUUGUUUCUUACAAAAUUUUUUGUUGACUCUGCAAUGUAUACUCAACACAUUGUUGUAUGUA